Messenger RNA from Antechinus flavipes (yellow-footed antechinus), 1822 nucleotides. RefSeq names its product cation channel sperm associated 4 (gene CATSPER4). Gene Ontology annotation, biological process: sperm capacitation; sodium ion transport; flagellated sperm motility. The transcript is spliced from 11 exons. Bases 1 to 1338 code for a protein of 445 amino acids. NCBI's taxonomy places the organism in Eukaryota, Metazoa, Chordata, Mammalia, Dasyuromorphia, Dasyuridae. The record is from RefSeq and is a predicted model, not a curated record. Gene Ontology annotation, molecular function: voltage-gated calcium channel activity; calcium-activated cation channel activity. Gene Ontology annotation, cellular component: sperm principal piece; CatSper complex; acrosomal vesicle.
AUGAAUGGACCCGAAUGGACACAUUGGGACCAAAAGCAUCAAAGAAGGCCUGUGAAUUUUUUUAGGGCUGCUGGACACUUGCGAGAUUCCUAUGGAAGACCAGAGGAAAAAGUGCUUAUCAAUCGUCAUGAAGUCACGAUUAGCAGAGAUGCCUGGGACAUGCAGGAGUUCAUCACUUACAUGUAUAUCAAGCAGCUCCUGCGACAUCCAGCCUUCCAGAUGCUACUGGCCCUGCUUCUGGUGGCCAACGCCAUCACCAUCGCUGCCCGCACUAACAUUUACCUUGGCCAGCAACACUAUGAGUUAUUCUCUGCUAUAGAUGACAUUGUGCUUACAAUUCUCUUGUGUGAGGUUCUGCUCGGCUGGUUUAAUGGAUUCUGGAUCUUCUGGAAGGAUGGAUGGAACAUACUCAACUUUAUAAUCGUCUUGGUGCUGCUGCUGAGCCUCUUCUUCGAAGUGUUCAGUGGUAUUGCCAUCGUUUACACCUUGAGGGUAUUGAGAUUGGUGCAUGUAUGCAUGGCAGUGGAGCCCCUGGCCCGGAUUCUCCGUGUCAUUAUACAAUCUAUUCCUGACAUGGCCAACAUCAUGGCACUCAUCCUCUUCUUCAUGUUGGUUUUCUCUGUUUUUGGAGUCACUCUCUUUGGCUCCAUGGUCCCUAAACAUUUCCAGAAUAUGAAAGUAGCCCUUUAUACGCUCUUCAUCUGCAUCACUCAGGAUGGCUGGGUCGACAUCUAUCAGGAAUUUCAGAUGGAUAAUAGGGAAUACGGGCUAGAGAUCGGGGGUGCUGUUUACUUUGCCGUCUUCAUCACCCUUGGUGCCUUCAUCGGCAUUAACCUAUUGGUGGUUGUCGUGACCACGAACCUGGAAGAGAUGAUGAAGGAGAGAGAACGGGCACAGCAGCAGGAGGUGACUGCUUUCACCAUCUUGGAGGUAAACAAAGAAGAUUACACGAGCGAUGAGAAACCAGAGCUUCAGCUAGUGCACUGUAGGGAAUGCCUGGCAGAUUGGAUAGAGGCCCCAAGGCAGGAACCGUUGGCUGGGGGACCCAUGCAGAACCUCAACGAGAACACCUGCGACAAUUUUUGUCUUGUGCUCGAAGCCAUCCAGGAGAACCUACAGGCCUACAAGGAGAUCCGGGAGGAGCUCAACAAGAUCGUCGAAGAGGUUCGCUCCAUCCGCUUCAACCAGGAGCAGGAAGAAGAGAUGCUGCGUCGGAAGCGGAGCCGGACCUAUUCAGGGGAGAGCGCAACCUCGGUGCAGAGUCAAGACGUUCUCUCCAGCCUUAUAAACAAAGAAAAAGUGGCUUCUGGAAGAAGACAGUCUGUAUGGGAAACUUAAGAAGAAUCGAUGAAAGGGCAGGACCCAGGGCAAGAGCAGCUGGACCCUUCAUCCCGACCUCCUGGAUCUGCCUGCGGAUUGGGCAUGACUUCGGAAAGUCCCUCCUGCUCUUCCUACCUUCCAGCUCCCUCAUCCUGGGAUGGCGGCCGCUGCUCCAAAAGUCAAUUUCUUCCUCAGAAGAUGGGCACAGAGGCCCAGAAGUGGGGGAGGGGCAGGAUACCUGGGUCCCACCCCCAAUUCUCCACUCCACCAGAUACCAAGGAGAAGGGUCAGUGAAAGAGCUGGACCUUGUGUAAGGUCUUGGGUCUGAAGAGAACAGUCUGGCAUGGGGGGGCUGGAGAGAAAAGCUGUUUUAGGAUGGAGAUGGGGAGAUAAUAGGCACAAUGAAAUGGACCCAGCUCCAGGAAGUGUAAAUUCUCAUUGCUAAAUGGGGCACCUCAGAGUUUGGCUCUGAACUUUCAGCGUGCAUAGGAUUAAGAAUAAA